Messenger RNA from Kluyveromyces lactis, 1065 nucleotides. It is a transcript of the gene SIS1, whose product is annotated as type II HSP40 co-chaperone SIS1. Gene Ontology annotation, biological process: translational initiation. Gene Ontology annotation, molecular function: protein-folding chaperone binding. Gene Ontology annotation, cellular component: cytosol. Bases 1 to 1065 code for a protein of 354 amino acids. The transcript has a single exon. Lineage: Eukaryota; Fungi; Ascomycota; Saccharomycetes; Saccharomycetales; Saccharomycetaceae. The record is from RefSeq and is a predicted model, not a curated record.
AUGGUUAAGGACACUAAAUUAUAUGAUUUGCUAGGAAUUUCGCCUAGUGCAGGUGAAGCCGAGAUUAAAAAAGGGUACAGAAAGGCUGCCUUGAAGUAUCAUCCAGAUAAGCCUACAGGUGACACUGAGAAGUUUAAAGAAAUCUCUGAGGCUUUUGAGAUUCUUUCAGAUGCUCAGAAGAGGGAAGUUUACGAUACUUAUGGUCUAGAGGCUGCUCGUGGUAAUGCUCCUCAAUUUGGAGGAGCGGGAGGGCCUGGUGGGCCUGGUGGGCCUGGAGGAUUUUCUUCUGGUGGGUUUGCCGGGGGACAUGCGUUCUCACAAGAUGACGCUUUCAACAUCUUUUCACAGUUCUUUGGUGGAGGAGGUGCUGCCGGAGGUGCUUCUCCAUUUGGAUUCUCUGCUAGCGGCGGGUCUGGUGAUGAUUUCGGGUUUGGAGGCAGUAGUUUCCAUUCCUCUUCGGGCGGCAUGCCAGGCGGUAUGCCAGGUGGAAUGCCAGGUGGAAUGCCAGGUGGAUUCAGUAGACAACAGGCUAGACCUGAAGAAGAAGUUGUUCAGGUCAAUCUACCUGUGUCCUUAGAAGAUUUAUUCAGCGGUAAGAAGAAAUCAUUCAAGAUCACAAGAAAAGGCGCCGGUGGUGUGUCCGAAAAGAACCAAAUUGACAUCCAAUUGAAACCAGGUUGGAAAGCAGGUACCAAGAUUACUUUCAAAGGUGAAGGUGACUAUAAUCCAAGAACUGGUGGUAGACAAACAUUACAAUUCGUUCUACAGGAAAAACCACACGAAUUUUUCACCAGACAAGACAAUGAUUUGAUUUACACUUUACCACUUUCUUUCAAAGAAUCUCUUCUAGGUUUCUCCAAGCAAGUACAAACCAUCGACGGUAAAACAAUUCCAAUCACAAGAACGCAGCCAAUUCAACCUACUCAAACCUCAACAUAUCCCGGACAAGGUAUGACACUGUCAAAGAAUCCUUCCCAAAGAGGUGAUUUGAUUAUUAAGUUCAAGAUCGAUUAUCCAACCUCUUUAACACCUCAACAAAGACAAGCCAUUAUGGAUAACUUCUGA